AUGGCAGUGGCACAAUACUCGGCUCUUGCUCUGAUUGCGUUUCUGGUUUCUCCGAUCAUGGUGAUGGUGAUGGUGAUGGCAAAUUCAUACGAAGUUGACUGGGCAACUGGAGUUGAUUUCGCUGAGUUUGCUACUCAGAACACUUUCUUUGCUGGAGAUGUAUUGAAUUUUCAUUAUGAUAGUGUUCACAACAAUGUGGUUAUAGCAACCGAUGGUGAUCAAUUUGAUCAAUGCGAGAUGGAACCGAACUUGGGUUAUUAUCAAAGUGGCAAUGAAGCAUUUACCUUGGGUGAAGCUGGAUACUAUUAUUUCAUGUGCGGUUAUCACUGCAAAUCUGAUGGCAUGAAAAUGUCAGUGUUUGUGCACUAG
Rosa chinensis is the source of this 369-nucleotide messenger RNA. RefSeq names its product uclacyanin-2-like. Gene Ontology annotation, cellular component: plasma membrane. The record is from RefSeq and is a predicted model, not a curated record. NCBI's taxonomy places the organism in Eukaryota, Viridiplantae, Streptophyta, Magnoliopsida, Rosales, Rosaceae. The transcript has 2 exons. The coding region runs from base 1 to 369 and encodes 122 amino acids. Gene Ontology annotation, molecular function: electron transfer activity.